AUGGAAAAUACGGCAUUAUCUGGGUUAAGAGGAAUACCAAUUAGUGUUCUCAAGCAACAAAGCUUUCCCAAUCUUCCGGCAAUACCAGCAGUUCAAGAAAGAUUAUGCUUAAAUCCGACGAAACAAUCUACGACGGCACAUUUUAUCUCAGACUCACUGGGAAAAGUUAGAACACAUUCAUCGGAGCUUCAUAAAAGUGAAGAUAUCUUGAGAAAACUUCCCGUUGGUACUGAAACGGCGCAGAUCUUUGUUGGUGUAAUUCCAAAUUUAACGAAAACAUAUUUCGUUAUGCUUCGACUAAGUGAACCAGCAACGAUGCCAGAAAUUCUUGAUGGUGAAGUACCACUUCGUUUUGUUGUAGUAAUUUUAGGAUCAGGUCAACCGGAUGUUAGUUAUCAUGAAGUGGGACGAUCCAUUGCAACACUAAUGACGAACAUGGAAUUUAAUGCUGUUGCUUAUGAAGCAAAUGUACGUGAAGAACUUAUCUGUGGUGUGGAUAAUUUUUUGGAUGAUUCCGUUGUUAUUCCACCCGGUGAAAUUGAUAGCAAACGUUUGUUGUCCGGUGACGAAAUUCGGAAAGCAUUAAAAAAACGACGAAAUCGUAAAAAAGUUACAGAGGAAGAAAAUU
Molecule: messenger RNA, 628 nt
Organism: Acanthocheilonema viteae
Lineage: Eukaryota; Metazoa; Nematoda; Chromadorea; Rhabditida; Onchocercidae
Source: the annotation of a GenBank genome assembly